This is a messenger RNA of Drosophila persimilis, 1168 nucleotides long. It is a transcript of the gene fwe, whose product is annotated as calcium channel flower. NCBI's taxonomy places the organism in Eukaryota, Metazoa, Arthropoda, Insecta, Diptera, Drosophilidae. The record is from RefSeq and is a predicted model, not a curated record. The coding region runs from base 80 to 661 and encodes 193 amino acids. Gene Ontology annotation, cellular component: membrane. Gene Ontology annotation, biological process: vesicle-mediated transport. The transcript has 5 exons.
UGUCUCUCUGUGACGUGAAAAGUGCAUAAAAUAAAUACUUUUCCAUCUAGUUUAAGUAAAAUUUAUUGCAAAACAAAACAUGUCAUUUGCGGAAAAAAUCACGGGGCUGUUGGCGCGUCCAAAUCAACAGGAUCCCGUGGGCGGACCGGAGCAGCCUUGGUAUCUCAAAUAUGGCAGUCGAUUGCUGGGCAUUGUGGCCGCCUUUUUUGCCAUUCUUUUUGGGCUCUGGAAUGUGCUCUCAAUUAUCACACUCAGUGUCUCCUGCCUGGUGGCGGGCAUUAUCCAGAUGAUAGCCGGCUUUAUAGUCAUGGUUCUGGAGGCGCCCUGCUGCUUUGUGUGCAUCGAGCAGGUGAACGGCAUUGCGGAUAAGGUGGAUGCCAAGCCCAUGUACUUCCGGGCCGGGCUAUACUGCGCCUUGGCCGUUCCGCCAAUCUUCAUGUGCUUCGGUCUGGCCAGCUUAUUCGGCAGUGGCCUCAUCUUUGCAACCGGCGCCGUUUAUGCCAUGAUGGCGUUAGGCAAGAAAGCUUCGCGCGAGGACAUGGCCGCUGCCGCCACAUCGCCCACACAGAUGGCCGGCGGUCAGGUGGGAGGUCAAAUGCAAAUGGGCGGCGAUCAGCAUAUCACACUCAUGGAAGAUCCCGAUGUCUGGCGUCCCACAUAAAUGCCUAAUUGCGAUAUUAGUAACUGCCAAACCACACUCUACGACACUCCAAAAGACAUACCAGCCACACACACACAUCCACAGCCACACCCACACCCAUACAGUCCAGUCCAUUCCACUAGAAGCAAAGAAAAAGCUACAAGAAAUUGAUUGGGAAGCAGAUCAUAGCGGAUAUCAUAGCGGAGCAAGAGCAGCGUUACCGAGGGCAUCUGAGAAUAUAGAAGAAUACAGAAGAACACCCCACCAAAAUACAAAAGAAAUGAAACGAAAUUCUCAUAUGUAAUUGUUGUUGAAACAAACGUUUGUUAAUAACCAAAGUGUUUUUUGGGGCAAAUGCAUUUUCGUCAUUUUGGCCCCAUUGUCUUUGUCCCCUUUGUGCAUGUAAUUCGUAUUCCAUUUUUAAAUGUCUUUCGUCGAACGGUUGGUGUUGUUAAAAACUACAGUUAAAUAUAUUAUACAUAUAGUACAUAGAGAAAAUACUGAAGGGAAUACAUUGAUACUUACAUA